Lottia gigantea (owl limpet) is the source of this 902-nucleotide messenger RNA. RefSeq lists its product as hypothetical. Gene Ontology annotation, molecular function: calcium ion binding. The record is from RefSeq and is a predicted model, not a curated record. The coding region runs from base 74 to 823 and encodes 249 amino acids. NCBI's taxonomy places the organism in Eukaryota, Metazoa, Mollusca, Gastropoda, Lottiidae. The transcript has 3 exons.
CGGACGUUAACUUGUCAUCUACCACUACCACCACAAGUUGAGUUACUACUAAACGAGCUGUUAUACUGACAACAUGGUAAACCGGGUAACUGUUAUAUUUUUUGUUUAUCUCUGUGCUGUACACCAGGUGUAUUCAGCUAUCCUGACGAAUAUCAGAAGCGAGGCGGGAGUCUCGAGCCUGCUUAAAAUACGUAAAGAAUAUUAUAUGGUUGAUUUUGAUGACGACAAUGUUUUAACGCACCACAAUUGUCAUAGAUACAUUCGAAUAGAUGAUAUAAAUGGUGAUGGUGACAUUACAUAUGAAGAGGUAGAGGCCAACCCAGAUACACCCAGAUUUCCUAUGGAAGUCUUCCUAGCAUGGGACGCAAACAAUGACGGUGUUCUUAAUGAUAUAGAUGUCAAUGCAGUGUUUGAGAUGGUCCCCGGUACCGGAAAUAUAGUGGAUUUACAAGAAUUCUUGACGAUCUAUUCUUCUAGAAUGAAUGAAACAACUGGACCAGUAAUGAAGAUACAGUCUUUUGUCCAGGCUGAGAGAGAUUUCUUGAUUAUAGAUGAAAAUGAUGAUAAUAUCUUGACUAGAGAAGAAUUUAAAUUGGAAUUUAGAUUGGCCGACAAAAACAAGAAUGGAAAUUUGGAAGAAACAGAAGUACGCCACAUGUUCCCAAUGAGAAGUACUCCCCCAGAAAACAUUUGUCCAAACAUCUCUGUAAGCUGUUCUGUUGAUGACGUGAUUCUUCUUUUUGAUGCAGCAGACAAAAAUCAAGAUUCCCAGCUCAGCGUUGAUGAAUACAUUCAACAUUUUGGAAACUUGAUUCAAAACUAAUCAUAAAAGAUAUUGUAAUACAACUCGACGAGUCUUGAGUCAUAUUAUUAUUAUAUGAAAUAAACUUUUAUUGAACAUU